AUGUCAACGACAAACGGGACCUCUACUUCAUCUGACAGGACAGAGGCUGAAACUGAAGACACGGGUGAGCAGAAAAACACAGAGGACAAUCAGAUCCAACUACCUGUUCUCAGCCUGCAGGAUGAAGACAGACUUGCCAUCUUGUAUAUUUGUGCUCAUGUUGCUGUCAUGUAUGAUCACACGUCAAAUUCUCAGCACCUGUUACAAGGCCACUGCAGUACAAUCACCUGUUUGUGUGCUAGUGAAGACAGACGCUGGCUUGUGACAGCUGACAUGGGCCAAGACAGUCUAGCUAUCAUAUGGGAUGCUUAUAGGGAGAAGUCUGUUGUUUCACCGAUUCCUGUGCGGACAUUGUUUGACUGUCAUCCAGAGGGUGGAGUUUCUGCCUUGGCACUAUCAAAGGAUUCAAAAUAUCUAGUGACUCUUGGAGCUGGAGCAGCACAGCGAGUGUGUGUUUGGAACUUGACAGAUGAAAGCGAAAGCCCAGAAUGUCAAGUUGACCUCAGCCCAAAAUAUGGUUGCCAGGAAAGGAGACAUCUGGAAUACUCAGUUCCUGAAAUUACUGACCAGACCUUCAAUAUGGUGCAAGGUUCCCUGAGCCAGUCCAUCUUCUACUACGAUGUUGUGCAGGCUUUUACAGCCACCUCUGCUGGGAAUAUCGUUCUCUGGGACAAGCAGACUGAAUAUGUCUCUCAUCAACCAGUAGAGAGGAAAGCCAUAAAACUUGUGCCUCUCCAGAAAGAAGCAAUCACUGUACUGAUCUUGACUGACAGUUUUAUAGUAACAGGCAAUGUGAAUGGCCAAAUCAAAUUCUAUGAUGGAAAUCUCAAACUCAUCAACGUGUACAAUGAGUUUAGUUUGGAUCCCAUCAGAUCCAUCUCCUUUUCCAAAGAAAAGGCCUCCAUUAGCGGCCUGGGAUAUCCAAAAGACUUGCACACUGGAUGCCAAGCCAUUUGUCAUAAGAUGACGGUAAUUCAUAAAGGUUUGGAACAACAUGAGGGGCAGUACAUGAUUUUAAUUUUUUGGAGAACUCUCUCUUUAAAUUAUGAUUUUGUUCUCUCCACAACUCAUGCAACUGCAGUAGAUGUAAAUGCACAGAGAAAUGUUCCACAGACCCUUCUGAAGGAACAUACAGAACCUCUGGAAGCAGUUGCCUGCCAUCCUAAACAGCCACUAAUAACUAUGGGCAGCCACAGUGGCACCAUUAAGAUUUGGGAUUAUGAGUGUAAAGAGGCAAUCUGCAGCAGGGUCUUCCGGCCCCACAAACAGAUCCUGUGUAUUACCUACGAUCCACAAGAUUUUGUAUAUCUGUUCAUGAUGGUGUGCUUCGGGCCCUCUUAUGGUUUCUCCAGUGAAGUAAAAGAUGGCCAUCCUACCUCAUCUAAGGAUGACGAUCCUAAUUCUCGUUACAUGGCAGAUAUAACUACAAGAUAA
Cyprinus carpio (common carp) is the source of this 1434-nucleotide messenger RNA. Its product is annotated as cilia- and flagella-associated protein 251-like. Gene Ontology annotation, molecular function: protein binding. NCBI's taxonomy places the organism in Eukaryota, Metazoa, Chordata, Actinopteri, Cypriniformes, Cyprinidae. The record is from RefSeq and is a predicted model, not a curated record. Bases 1 to 1434 code for a protein of 477 amino acids. The transcript has 12 exons. Gene Ontology annotation, cellular component: sperm flagellum.